CUGAAGAAGACAGCAUGGUGCGGGGACCUUCAAUGUUGUGCAGUCUGUCAACCUCUUAGAAAUGAAAGUCUUUAUACAUAUCUUCAGAUAAUCUACUCGGAACAGUCAGACAGUAGUUGCCGCUCUCAAAGUCUGGACAUACCAUGGAGCCCAUAAUGAAUCAGAUUUGGCCGAGAGUCUUCCAGCAGCUCCACAGAACCUCAGUACUUCCCCGCAGGAACCAUUCAGGAUGUGCUGAGCAUGCUAAUGUCCCUGCCUCCACCAACUCCAAACGUAUAAAGCCCACACUCCUGGUGUCCCGCCUCUACCAGCCCUCAAACCUGCGUGAUAUGGGACAGGACAGCCGGCUGCAAGGAGAGAUGACUUGUAAGAGCCAAAGGCUCAUGCAGAAGGCCGGGCUCAUCCAUCCGUCAAAUCCUGGUUGUUACUACUACCUUCCUGCCACUGUCCGCUCCAUGGAGAAGCUGGUGAGAGUGAUUGACCAAGAGAUGCAGGGGAUUGGCGGGCAGAAGCUGGACAUGCCCAGUUUGUGCUCAGCUGAUCUUUGGAAGACCAGUGAGCGCUGGGACCUGAUGGGAAAGGAGCUGUUCCGCCUGAAAGAUCGUCACGGAGCUGACUACUGCUUGGGUCCAACACACGAGGAGGCAGUGACAACUCUAGUCGCUCACCAGGCGACACUCUCCUACAGACAACUCCCUCUGCUUCUCUAUCAGAUCACCCGCAAAUUCAGAGAUGAACCAAAGCCAAAGUUUGGUCUGCUUCGAGGGAGGGAGUUUUACAUGAAGGACAUGUACUCAUUUGAUGUGAGUGAAGAAGCAGCUUACGAGACCUAUGAAUCUGUGUGCCAGGCGUACACCAGGCUCUUCGCCCGGCUGGGUCUGCGAUGCGUUCAGGUGCAGGCAGACACAGGAAAUAUCGGCGGUAAACUCUCCCACGAGUUUCAGCUGCCAGCCGACAUCGGUGAGGACCGGCUACUGGUUUGUGGGAACUGCUCCUUCUCUGCUAACGUAGAGACCAUGUCAUCAGACAGAACUGACUGCCCACAGUGUAAAACUGGCACACUGGUAGAGUCAAAGGGUGUAGAGGUCGGCCACACCUUUUACCUGGGUAAAAAAUACUCUCACAUAUUCAAUGCCACCUUCAGCAAUGCCCAGAACAAGCCUAGUAUAUCAGAGAUGGGUUGCUAUGGUCUUGGGGUUACCCGUAUUCUUGCCGCAGCCAUCGAGGUGUUGUCAACAGAAGAGGGGAUCCGUUGGCCAGGCCUUCUCGCCCCUUACCAGGUGUGUGUUUUACCCCCAAAGAAGGGCAGUAAGGUGGAUGAGGCAGCAGUCUUAGCUGAGGAGCUGGUUCACACUUUGGGAGACACUCUGCCACGUUUAAGAGGUGAGGUUGUUCUUGAUGACCGUGCGCAGAUGACCAUUGGGAAGAGGCUGAAGGAUGCAGGCAGACUGGGCUACCCAUAUGUCAUUGUAGUAGGACAGGGAGCUCUGGAGGAAACACCCAGGUUUGAGGUGAUCUGUCAGCAGACAGGUGAGACAAUUUUUCUCAGUAAAGAUGGACUGUUGGAUCUUCUGGGAAGAGUGGAAACUGUAUGAAAAACAACUCUCAAUGUGGAAAUAAAGUUUUUAUAUUUGUGUGCAUGAUUUAAUCAAAGAGGUGGUGGGAAGAGAACACAAAAGCCUUGUGUGUUUUGUUUUGUCUAAAAGGACUGCAAGAUCUGUUUUUGUUUUGCAAAGUUAUAAAGACUAUGACUUACUUGAAUUUGCUUGAUAAUGGACCUCAGGAUAUUAGAUAGCAUUUGGUUACCAUGAUGUGAUACACAAUUAAUUUUUGUGGCUUUUCAUGUUCCAGUACAAAUAAAAAUGAGGUGAGGUGAACAGAAAAAAA
Molecule: messenger RNA, 1887 nt
Organism: Epinephelus lanceolatus (giant grouper)
Lineage: Eukaryota; Metazoa; Chordata; Actinopteri; Perciformes; Serranidae
Gene: pars2
Product: prolyl-tRNA synthetase 2, mitochondrial
Biological process (GO): prolyl-tRNA aminoacylation
Cellular component (GO): mitochondrion; cytoplasm
Molecular function (GO): proline-tRNA ligase activity; ATP binding
Source: RefSeq, a predicted model, not a curated record